CCGGGAUGAUAGUGCCGUUAGUUGUCGAAGAAAGCGUUUUCCUCCUGCAAAAGGGGGGAGACCUUGUGGAAUACUGAUAAUGAGCAGCACACGACGUAUCUGCAUCUCCGCCCUGACGGCAACGUGCUACCUGUCCGUCAUCAAUGCCCUGAACCUUCUCGACCUGUCCACUCAAAGAUGGACUCUCUCCAGCCCAGCGCUCAACAUAUCGGUGCGCGGAAAGGUGCCUUCUCAAGUUCAUCUCGACCUGUUCGAGGCGGGAGUAAUCGGUGAUCCGUAUUACGGCCUAAAUGACUUCAACCUCCGCUGGAUCGCUUGGAACGACUGGGUAUACACCGCAAACCUAGCAGGGCUCAACACCACCCCCACCACUCACUCCUUCCUCCUCUUCAACGGCCUCGACACCUUCGCCAACAUCUCCCUCUGCGGCCUUCCCGUAGCCUACACCACCAACCAAUUCCGCCAAUACCUCUUCAACAUCACCUCCAUCCUCAGCACAUCCCCAUCAUGCAUUUCCAGUCCCAACUCUAACUCUACCUCCAGCCCCAACCCAGGACCAGAACGAGGGCCAGAACUCCGCAUCCACUUCCCCAGCAUCCCCCUCACCGCCUCAACCAUCGCCUCACGCCCCAACCAAUCCACCUGGCCCGCCCACGUCCAAAUCCAGUUCGAGUUUCCCAACCGCCACUUUGUUCGCAAGGAGCAGAGUGAUUUCGGCUGGGACUGGGGUCCGGCGUUUAUGCCUACGGGGGUGUGGCAGAAGGCGUGGGUGGUGCAACUUGAACAACCACAACAACAACAAAGCCCGCCGACGACGACAACGGCGACGAGAGAGAUUCAUGUCCGGAACUCGUUGUUGGAUAUUUAUCGGGAGGGCCAACUGCCGAAUCUGCCGCCAGACCAGGAGAGGGAUUGGGUGUUGAAAGUUGGGUUGGAUGUGGUGGGGGUGGUGCCGGUUGGGACGGGGAUGAGGUAUGGGGUUGUUGAGACGGAUGGUGGGAAGAGGAGGACUGUUAGUGAGGGUGCGUUGGUGAAUGUGAGUGUCUCGGGUGCUGGUGAUAAGAUUGAGGGGAGUGUGGUCUUGGAUGGGAGAGGGUAUAGGUUGUGGUGGCCGAAUGGGUUGGGGGAACAGAGUCUUUAUGAUGUGGAGAUAACGGUUGUUGAUCCUUCUGGUGGGAUAUUGGCAGAGGUGAGAAAGACAACUGGGUUUCGAACUGUUGUGAUGAACAUGGGUGCAGUCACGGAGGAGGAGAUGGGGAAUGGAGUUGCUAAUGGAAGUCAUUGGCACUUUGAGGUCAAUGGGCAUCCCUUCUACGCCAAGGGCAGCAACUUCAUCCCACCGGACGCUUUUUGGCCACGGGUAACUCCGGCUCGAAUCAAGCAACUCUUCGAUGCCGUCGUCUCUGGCAACCAGAAUAUGCUCCGCCUCUGGUCCAGUGGUGCCUAUGCCCCGGACUUCUUGUAUGACAUAGCUGAUGAGCUCGGCAUUUUUCUGUGGAUGGACGUCGAGUUCCUGGAUGAUGUUCGGGAGGAGGCCGAGUAUCAGGUCCGAAGAAUCAACCAUCACCCGUCUCUUGCCAUCUGGGCGGGAGGGAACGAGCUGGAGAACCUUGAACUCUAUCUGGUGAACUACUCAGCUCCAGAGCAGUAUGAAAGGUACAAGGCCGAUUACGAGACGCUCUUCAUCGAUACACUGCUGCCAGCUGUUUACGACAAUAGCCGCGGCAUCACUUACAUGCCUAGCAGCACCAACAAUGGGUAUCUCAGCAUCAACUUCAGCGAGCCAAUUCCCAUCAAGCAACGAUAUCAGAACAAGGGGCCUCGCGAAGUCCAUGGUAACACUGAUUACUACAAUUAUAAGACCAGCCAGGCAUUCAACAUUAGCGCGUAUCCGGUAGGCCGGUUCUCGAACGAGUUUGGCUUUCACAGCAUGCCGAGCCUGGCAUCGUGGCAAAGAGUACUACCAGCGGACGAGCUGUACUUCAACAGCACAACUAUUAUGCUGCGGAAUCACCACUAUCCUUCCGGGAGCUUGAACACUUCGGAUUUUGACCAUAGCUCAAAUGGCAUGCGGGAGAUGACGAUAGCGGUCGAGAUGUACUAUCCAAUACCCAACAAGACGGAUGCAAUCGGUAACUUUUCCGCGUGGAUAUGGUCGACACAAGUGUUCCAAGCAGACUUUUACAAGUCUCAGAUUCAGUUCUACCGAGUCGGUGUGAGAAAACCAGAGCGUCAACUGGGUUGUUUGUACUGGCAGCUCGAGGAUAUCUGGCAAGCGCCAACUUGGGCUGGAAUCGAGUACGAAGGAAGGUGGAAGGUGUUGCACAACGUGGCAAAGGAUCUCUAUCAGAAUGUUAUUGUGGUGCCGCUUUGGAAUGUCACGAGCGGGCUGCUAAGUCUGUAUGUGGUGAGUGAUCUGUGGACAGAGGUAACAGGGAGUGUGUCGUUUGCCUGGUUUGACUGGACCGGAAAUGUGCUGGGUCUGCUGCCAUCUCCGGAUAUCCCAGGAGCCGGGCUGCCAGCACCCCAGACGCUCGACUUUUCGGUGGGUGGCUUGAACAGUACGUUGGUGACACUUCUGGACGUAACGAAGCUGUUCGGGAAUGCAACCGAAGGUGGCGAGAACGAUGCCAGAGGUGCAAUAUUUGUGGCGACGGUGACGGCGAGAGGAACACCGGUGAAUAUGAAUGCCACCAAGACCUUCACGCAUAUCAACUAUUGGACCCCCACGCCACUUGGAAAGGCGGCCCUGGUCGAUCCGGGUUUAAGCGUUGGAUUUGAAGUUGUGUCCGACAGCUUUAUUGUGGAAGCUCGGGCGGGGAUGAGUGUGUGGACAUGGCUGAGUGCUGGGCCAGAGGACAAUGAUCUGGUGGUAAACUUUGAGGACAAUGGUUUUCUUUUGUUGCGAGGAGAAGUGAAGAGGAUCAAGUACCAUGUCCUGGCUGGAGGCAGAGAGGGCUGGAGGUCCCGAGUGACGGUGGGUAGUAUUUGGAAUAACACGUUGGAGUCGUGAUUUGGGUUUUGAAGGGGGGUUGGCGAAGUCUGCUCUUUGUGUUCACGUACUGUGCUGGAUGUGGCCAAACCAGGGCCUCAUCGGUCUUCGGGCCGGGCGGUAUCGAGACGAAACACAAGCGAGAGACUCGAUAACGAUCUUGAUGUUGGGCAGAUGAGAGUCGAAGGGCAACGGAAUAUUCCAUCACUCGGUCGUCCUGUCUCAUCCCUUCACCAAAAGAAUGUCUCACUUCCGGCAAUCGGCACCAUCAAAGCCGUAUUUCCGGAAAAUGAUUUGGCGUGCGUCUCCCACACUGUCGUAGCAGCGGCCCAGCCACGUGGGACGGGAAAUUACUGCGUAUCAGAGCAUGACGAUGUCCUUGCUUUGCAUACUCGGAAUGGACGCGGGAUAGAUGGCAAAUUGGUAGUUUGCCGAUUGGACAUGAUAUCUGGGCUUUCAAAGGUCGGUAAGGCGGCAGUUAUGGAUGUGACCUUGGAGAGGUUGACGACGAC
Molecule: messenger RNA, 3504 nt
Organism: Neurospora tetraspora
Lineage: Eukaryota; Fungi; Ascomycota; Sordariomycetes; Sordariales; Sordariaceae
Product: glycoside hydrolase family 2 protein
Exons: 6
Coding region: 80-3013 (977 amino acids)
Biological process (GO): carbohydrate metabolic process; glycoprotein catabolic process
Molecular function (GO): beta-mannosidase activity
Source: RefSeq, a predicted model, not a curated record